Molecule: messenger RNA, 502 nt
Organism: Corylus avellana
Lineage: Eukaryota; Viridiplantae; Streptophyta; Magnoliopsida; Fagales; Betulaceae
Source: RefSeq, a predicted model, not a curated record
AAGAGAGAGAGAGCUAGACAUGGCUUUCAGGUGGCUUCUCCAUUCUGCAUGCCAUGUCAUUGGGUCGCCGAAGGACACUACUAAGCUGCACACAAAUGAAGAACAACAUGUCAUCAGUAGCUUGAAGGCCUCUAACAAUGGAGGAUUGGAAAAACACCCUUCAAAUUCAGGAUUCCAAAUGCCUCUUCACUACCCUCGCUACAAGAAGUCAGACUACGAGAAGAUGGAGGAGUGGAAGGUGGAGCUUCUUCUCAAGCAAUACGGGCUGAGCUUUGAGGGCACUCUUGAUGAAAAGAGGGCAUAUGCAAUGGGGGCAUUCCUGUGGCCUGAUCAAUAUUAAUUAUUUACGAACUUCAUGCAACCAAUCUCCAUGUAAUAAUAUUGGUUUCUUGUUAAUUUGGUUUGUGAUAUGUGAAAAUAGUUGUAAGCUAGAAUAAACGACAACCUUAAUUAAGCAUAUGUAUUCACUAUAGUCUUUAUAUAUAGUUUUAUCUUUUCUUUC